UUGAGUUGAAUCCUUGAGACCGAACUCGAACUGUCGAACUCCAAAGUCCAUGUUACAAAUAGCGCACUGCAAACCGCGAAGCCAAGCCAACUCCGUAAAAGUAAAACACAAUUUAAACAAAAAAAGAAAAAAAAUGUGAUGAAGCUGAAAAUCGAAAUCGUGCAGAGCAAAGAAGGCAUUGACAUUUGAACGAUGGAGCCACGAAACCCUUCUCCGUCGCCGUCACCGGUUCGAGUCCUCAUUCGCCCUCCGUCGUCUUCGUCUUCGUCUCCGUCCUCCUCCUCCGACCAUCCCUCUCCGGCACCGGCGCCGUCGCUCCCUCGCUCCUCCGACGGCGUGGUGGUCGUCGGCUUCAUCGCACGGCGGCACGAUGAUUCCGCGCAGCUCCUCAACCGCGUCAUCGACUCCAACGUCUUCGCCUCCGGCAACCUCGACACGCCGCUGCUCGUCGACGAUGAGGAGGCGAGGGAGUGGUUCGAGCGGAGGAGAAUCAGCUACUUUCACGACCACGACAAGGGGAUUUUGUUCCUUCAGUUCUCUUCCACUCGCUGUCCGGUGAAUCACGCCGCCGCCGCGCCGUCGGGAUUCGAUUCCGCCGUCGAAGAGCACGAGUUCGGCGACCUCCAGGGAAUGCUUUUCAUGUUCUCUGUUUGUCAUGUUAUCAUAUAUAUUCAGGAGGGGUCACAUUUUGGUACUGGGAUUUUAAGGAAUUUUCGUGUGCUGCAAGCAGCCAAGCAUGCUAUGGCUCCCUUUGUUAGAUACCAGACUAUGGGGCCUUUACCGUCUAGAUCGCAUCCUUCACCGUCCUCCCAACCUGUUUCGUCGGUGAACAAUUCUUCACCUGGUAGAGGUGGUGGUAACUUGGGUCGCAAUAUGUCGGCCAUAUCUCUCAUGUCAGGUUUAGGUUCUUAUGCUUCUUUGUUUCCAGGACAGUGCAUACCUGUUACACUGUUUGUAUUCAUCGAUGAUUUCUCCAGUUUGUCGAAUUCCAGUGCAAAUGGGGAGGAAUCUUUGGAUGGCUCUUCGCUUAACCAGUCUUCUAGUUUGAGUAGUGCAGCCAAAGAAAACUUGCCUGCUAAAGGUUCUGGUUCGGUAGUUGUGCUGGCACGCCCUGCAAGUCGAUCUGAAGGUGGAUUUAGGAAGAAACUACAGUUGUCUCUUGAAGCACAAAUUCGCUUUCUGGUUAAGAAAUGUCGGACAUUAUCAGGUUCUGAAAUAACUCAUUCGGGUGUGAGAACUGGGGGUACCUCAACUUCUGCACCUUUGUUUUCACUUGAUGCAUCAAGGACAGUUGUCUUGUUGGAUCGGUCUUCAAAUCAAAGAGGUGUGUCUCUUGAGUUUGCCAGUGGACUUAUUGAUGAUGUCUUAAAUGGGAAAGCAACUUCAGAUUCCCUUUUGCUUGAAAGCCACAGUCAAAGUGCGAGCAAAGAAGAUUUAAUAUCAGUUAAGGAGUUUGUUUACAGGCAAUCUGAUAUUUUGAGAGGGAGAGGGGGGCUAAUUAAUACCAGCAGUGGCUCAGCUGCAGGUGCUGGUAUGGUUGCUGUAGCAGCAGCUGCAGCUGCUGCCUCAGCUGCAUCUGGGAAAACAUUUACUACUCCUGAUCUUCCUAAUCUUGAAGUUUGGUCAUCUUCUAGUCGUCAUAUCUUGAGUGGAGUUCUCUGUGCAAAAGGUGGUUGUUUGGAUGAAUUUGAAAUUAUCAAAAGAAAACCUCGUCCAAGGAAUACUGUUUCAUCAACAGUGGAAGGAUCUUCAAAGAGUACAAAUCCUUUUGAUGUUGCAGUAUCUUGGUUACAAAGUGGUAGAGGGUUGAACACUAAAUUCUCAACUUUGUGGUGCCAAAGAGCCAUUCCAGCCGCAAAGGAGAUUUAUUUGAAAGAUUUGCCUGCUUGUUAUCCUACUUCACAACAUGAAGCCCAUUUAGAUAAGGCUUUGCAUGCAUUUCGCUCAAUGGUAAAAGGACCAGCAGUGGAACUAUUUGCAAAAAAGUUGGAAGAGGAAUGCACUUCCAUAUGGAAAUCAGAAAGGCAACUAUGUGAUGCUGUUAGUUUGACAGGAAAACCAUGCAUGCACCAAAGGCAUGAUGUUGAAACCAGUAAUUCAGACUUGGGAGCCCCGCCCAUGCCACAUUCAAGUGGCUAUUCUUUCCUUCAUGCUUGUGCUUGUGGUCGUUCCCAGCAGUUAUGUCCUGAUCCCUUUGAUUUUGAAUCAUCUGAUGCUAGUUGCUUCUCUGACUGUGAUAAGCUACUUCCUGCAGUCAAAUUAACAGAAAUAGAAGUUGCAGGACCUGUUCAAUCUUCUGCUUGGAGUUUGCUUCGUAUUGGGGGUUCAAAAUACUAUGAAUCUUCUAAAGGCCUACUUCAAAGUGGAUUUUGUGCCACUGAGAAAUUUCUUUUGAAAUGGACUAUAUACCUAGAGAAAAAGAAAAUACCAAAUGGUUCUACAGAGGGUAUAGUGAAGCAAGGUUCUGUAAUUAGGGCACCGAAGGUUGAAUAUAUUGCAGAUGCAAAGAAAACUGAUGUUAGACAAGCCCACCAUGCUUCGCAGAAUGGAGUGGAAGACCAAGGAACAUCUUUAGAUAUAUUGAAGGCUGAUGAUAAAAAGAUAAGUUUUGGAUCAGGUUUCCCUAUUUUCAAAAUGAGAAAACCUUUUUCUGAGGUUGUUGCUGGAUCAGCGGCUGGUGAUUCAGGAUUCCCUCCUCUUCAACAAAGGAAAUUGCUUGCACCAGGUUCAGAAAAGGGUAUGAAACAAAGCAGGUCAAGUAGUCAGACUGUUGAACAGGUUAGUGCAGUCAUUGAUCAUGAAAUAUCUCAAAAAUCUCAACAUGUAUCAUCUACUCAGGGACCUCUUGAUGUUAAUGCCAAUAAUAUCUGUAGGGAUGGUGAUCCUUUUUUGAGGAUUGGUAGCAAUGUAGUACCUCUAUUCUUGAAUGGUGGUGAAAUGAACAUAUCACAUUCUUUAAAGCAUGCUAUAGUAUAUGUUGGAUUUGAGCAUGAAUGCCCCUGUGGACACCGUUUUCUGUUGAAUGCAGAACAUCUCACCGAAGUUGGAUCUGCAUACUCAUUAUCUGAAGAAUCUCAUAUAUCUUCUAUGGAGCCUGCUGGCAGAAAUCAGGCAUUUCAUACUAAAGUAAGCAAGAAUGCUUCCUGGAACCAAGUUCAUCGAAGCUCAAAUGAAAUUCUUUCUGCAAUCUCAAAUAAGGAAAGAGAUGUGAACAAAUCUAAUCAAAUGAUUCCUAAUAGUGAUAUGAAUUCAGAUGGUUUAAUACGUACUUCCAUUCCACUAAAGCAACCUAAUUGGACAUCAAUAUAUUCAAAUGCAAAACCCCUGAAUCUUAUAAAAGAUUUUGGAGGGGACCUUCAAGCUAUUAGCAUGGAUGGUGAUGAUCUUGCAUUCUCCAUGCUGAAUCAAAACUUGCCUAUCUACAUGAUGUGUCCUCACUGCAAGCAUUCUAGGAAUAAUAAGGAUACACCAAAGGUUAAAUUUGCCAGUGGGAUCUCACAACUUAAAAGGAUUUUUCUGGUGACACCUGCAUUUCCAGUGAUACUAGCAACAUGCCCUGUUGUACAAUUUGAGACGUCAUGCUUGCCUCCCUCAGUUCCAGAUCGUGAACAAAAAUUGCAGUUUAGCCUUGGAUGUGAAGUGAUCUUGCCACCAGAGAGCUUCCUUACACUUAAAUUACCAUUUGUGUAUGGCGUGCAGCUUGAAGAUGGAAACAAGCAUCCUCUUAACCCCUUUGAACAGCAGCCUGAAAUGACUGCCUGGAUUACCAAGGGCACAGUACUUCAGAUCUUGUCCAAGGGAAACAAUGAUGAGGGAUAUCAAACACAGUAAAAGUAUACUAAAUCUUUGAGUGGUCUUGCUAUAGUGAAAAGGAAAGGAUGCCAAUAGCUUCUCCAAAUAUCAGGACAAGUAACUUAGUGAAUGAUGGGUAUGGUCUGGAAUUGAAUUACUGAGCUGUAAUGGAAACUAGUGGAGUUCAUAACUCAGGCAUGAACUGAUCUGUGGUUGGCUUUCUUUCUUGUGCACAAGUUCGUUUAUAUCUUGUGGGUAACUGCAAAUUCAUGGUUCAGGUAUGCUGUCUGGAUUGAUUUGGAUGAUACUGCCCUUUACAAAUGAAAGUAUUCUAUGGUUGGGAAGAGUCUGAGAUAUGUGCAUCAAUAACCAGAGAAUUAGGAUGUUCCUGUUAAUUGCACAAGCAACUUCUGUAUUUAGAUUGAAGCCCGUUAUAGAAAUUCAACUGCUAGAGUUACUACGAAGGCGAAGUUUGCUUGCUGGUGAAGCCCCUCAAAGUUGUAGUUGACGAAAGGGUGGAUGGCAGCAUGUACAUGGAAGAUCAUGUAAACCAGGACACCGAUUGAUAUCUUUUAUGUAGUGAUCUUUUUAUUCAACGUGAGGUACAAAAGGAUAAAAAAGGGGCAAGCGUGGGCUAGCAAGGAAAACCAUGCACGUUGGUGUUUCUUGAUUUCCCUGGGGGGCAUUUCUUGGUGUUGUAAGCUUGCUGAUCAUCAAGGUGGCAAAAAAUCGUUGAACUGAAGCCUGUGGAUGGCCUUUGUGAAAGGCUUAAAUCGAGUGUUCUUUAUAAUGUUGAAACUAUUGGUUUAUGCAUUAGAGAGGGGAACAAAUGUGUAAUUUUUUAAGUAAAACUUUCAUUUUUGUUCAUUAGAUUAUCAACAUUGGUCGCUUUAUUUUAUUUCUUGAUUUUAUAACAUCUUUACUUUAGGCCUUUGUUUUAUAAAGGCUCAAA
This is a messenger RNA of Glycine soja, 4744 nucleotides long. RefSeq lists its product as uncharacterized. Gene Ontology annotation, biological process: nuclear-transcribed mRNA catabolic process, nonsense-mediated decay. The transcript has 7 exons. The coding region runs from base 193 to 3831 and encodes 1212 amino acids. The record is from RefSeq and is a predicted model, not a curated record. Lineage: Eukaryota; Viridiplantae; Streptophyta; Magnoliopsida; Fabales; Fabaceae.